CGACGACAAUGGGCAUUCAGAAAUUUCAAGAUCGAAUUGCCGAAAAAUGCUUGUCCCACUUGACCAUGCCCGAAGUCCAAGUCUGGCCAACCUUGGCUAAGAGAGAAGACCACCGUCGUUCUCAAUCCGUCCAGAGCCUCAUCGAUGAGACGUUGCUCACGCCCUACAGCGUCCGCGAAUCCUCUAAACUUGAUAUUAACCGAUACACGGACAUACGCGCGUACGACCGGACUGCAGUACCCGGGGUCAAUGCCAAUGUCGUCGCUGAUUCUCAUGGGCGGUGGUGGGUCGCCGCGCAGGCACCCCUCCCGAGUAACUUCUACACCUUCUUUCACAACAUUCUCCACUCUACGGCUUCAGCUCACCCCUUGAUCAACAAACCUCCCUCACACUCCGCCGUCAUUGUCCAGUUGACGGGAUGGGAAGAGAACGGAAUGCGCAAAGCGGACCCAUACCUCCCGGACCCUCACGGUCGCCUCACAUUCACCCACAACCGCGAUUCCAUCAUCCUUCACCACGUCAAUACCACCUGGCUCCCAUCUGCGGGCACAUCCCUGUCCGAACUGAAACUCGAAGACAUGGUCCUCUAUCACUACCACUUCAAAGGCUGGAGCGAUCACGGCGUCCCAAAAAACACAUCCGAGCUGAGGCAACUGGUCAUGGAUGUGCACGCAAAGCAACAAGAGGCCAAUUGUGAAGUCUGGGUCCAUUGCUCCGCCGGAGUCGGUCGCACGGGCACUUUCAUAGCUCUCUCGUCACUCCUUACAUCGCGACGUGAAGUAGGGCCGCAGCGCUCAGCGGACAAACUCCCCCCCGCCAUUGCGUCGGACCCAGUUGCACGCACCGUAGACGAGCUCAGAGAGUGGCGUACGAUGCUCGUGCAGACCCCAGGGCAGCUGGGCUUGAUAUAUAAGAUGAUGUAGAUGCAUGCUAUGAGAGUGAU
Messenger RNA from Kockovaella imperatae, 943 nucleotides. Its product is annotated as protein-tyrosine phosphatase-like protein. The record is from RefSeq and is a predicted model, not a curated record. The transcript has 4 exons. Gene Ontology annotation, molecular function: protein tyrosine phosphatase activity. NCBI's taxonomy places the organism in Eukaryota, Fungi, Basidiomycota, Tremellomycetes, Tremellales, Cuniculitremaceae. Gene Ontology annotation, biological process: protein dephosphorylation. Bases 9 to 923 code for a protein of 304 amino acids.